AGGAAAUUAAAAAAAUGGGCAAAUAUCAAGAGUUAUUGGAAAAAGUUGAAAAAGUAAGGAUUGGGGAGGAAACAGCUGGAUUAGUCAGUCCUUUGAUUAACUUCGCUGAAAGUUUUCAAGAAAUUACUAAACAACAAGCAGAAGAACUUCGAGAUUUGUUAGCCAAAAAUAAUCAAGAAUAUGAAGAAUAUUUAACGAGGCAAAGAACAAGAGAAAUUGAAUUAGAAAAACUUUUCCAUCUAAUUAAAGAAGGAAAAGUGGAAAAUACUGAAAUUUAUAAUUCGCCUCUCCAAUUAAAUUUAGAUGAGAAACAAUUUUUAAUAAGUGCUAAUAAUUUAGUUCAAGGAAUAAAAUCAGCCAGAGAAGCACGCGAACAUCGUGGAAAAAAAUAUUCGCUAAAUGAACCCAAAGAGCAUAAAUUUUUUCAAGAUCAAAUUGCACGUGAUAAAAAAGAAAUUCCUAAUAAUCCUAAUCAUAAAACUAAUGGCAAUGAUUUUCCGGUAAUUCCAGUGAUUAUUGGCGGAAUUAUAACUUACAGUAAUAAAAUUCAAGAACAUUUAAGGUUUCUUGACCAAGAGUAUCGAAAUAAUAAUUACUAUGGAAGAGGAGAACAAACGAGGAAUUAUUGUGGCUAUUGCGGUCCCUAUUUUCAGGAGUUGGAAAUUAAGAGGUUGGGUUCUGUUUCAAUCAAGAAUAACAACGAAGCCAAAAAUGAAACCAAAAUUAAUGAGUUAAUUGGCAAAAUUUCUUCUCUUGAAACAAAGUUAACACAAAUUAAUAAUAACUUUAUUCAAGCAAAUAAUUCGAUUAAUAAGUUAGUAACCUUAGUUGAAAAAGAUGUUAAUAAGUCAGAUGAAAUAAAAAAAGAGAUAAUUUCUCUCAAAGAAGAGUUUAUUAAAUUAGAAAAAACCAAAGGAAAGUCAAUAGAGAAGAAUUUUAUUAGUAUUAGAGAUACUAACUUACUAAAUCUUUUCCAAACUCACCAUGGUGGAACUUUGGGACCGUGGGAACAGACCUUUCAAACUGUUGGAAGUUGUGAAGAAAUUAAAGAUCAUCGCCAAAUCAAAAAAGCCUUAGAAACAGUGCCUAAUCUAAUUGUGGGUAAAUUUGGCGAACAUAAUUAUUACUCUGCUUAUGAGUGGGAAAAAGGUAAAUUAACUUCUAAACGCAAAGAAAGACGCGGCGGAAGUAACUUUAACCACUUGAUGGUAGCCAUUCAUGCUCACGCUCUUCGCCAGGUCCUAGAAGAGUUAAAAAAAUACGACAAGUCUGAUAUUUUAUCCGUGCGAGCCAAUUUUUAUGACGCUAACCGCUUAGAGUUAGAUGGGAAGAUCCUUGCUCAUGGUUUCAAAAUUAUUGAACGGCGGGAAAAAUCAGUUUUAGUUGAAAAGCAGUAUUACAAGGAAGAUGAUCUAACUAAUUGUAAAAAUUUAACUGGUAUUGGAUGUAAUGAUAAUAACCUAACCCAAUUAACUUUACCUAAACAGAAUAAUUUACAGAAACUAUAUUGCUCUAGCAACAAUCUCACUAAUUUAGAUUUUUUAGAUAAUUGUCAGGAAGAAAAAUUAAUAGAACUUGGUGUAGCAAAUAAUAAUUUUCCUCCGCAAGAUUUAAAUAUUUUUAGUAAGUUCAAAGAAUUAAAAGAAUUAUACAUAGGAGGAGUAUCUAAACCUAAUCAUUUUGCUGGUUCUUUAGCACCUUUACAAGAACUAAAGAACUUAGAAACACUAAAUAUUAGUGGAACCAAUAUCACUCAUGGAUUAGAAUAUUUAUCCAAGAGUGUAAAAAAUUUUUCUUGUGAUCCUUAUAGACCCGAUGCUCAAGUAAUAGAUAUUUAUGAAGAACUCCAAUCUUUGGGAGAAAAUGAUAAAGUAGAAUUAACUCUAACUCAAGCUUUAAAGGAAAUCAAAAAUAGAGGUAGAGGAAUUCCAGUAGAUGGAAUUUAUUCUAUCUUAGGUUUAUUACCUUAUGGUAAAGAGGUAAAGGUUAAUUAUAAAGAACUUAAUGAAGCUUUAAAAGAAGUUAUGGAAGUAGCUAUCGAGAAUGAUGAAACUGGUUCGACUAGGGUAAUGGGCAGUGUGGGUAAGCCAAAUAAUCUUCACUCGCUCCAUAAAUUUGAAAGUGGUUUUGAAAUUGAAGGAGGUCUUUAUCAAAAAGAUAUAGAAGUAAAACCUCGUGAUACCGAAGCAGAACCUAUCCAAGUAAGUUUGCUAGGAACUAAAGAAAGUUUAGUUGAGGCUAAAGCAGGAAAUAUUCUCAUAGUUCUUUACAAAGAAUUGUUUGGAACUAGCAAAUUAUUAGCUUUAUUGGUAAAAGAGACUGAACAAACAGUUUGA
Messenger RNA from Ambispora leptoticha, 2336 nucleotides. Lineage: Eukaryota; Fungi; Glomeromycota; Glomeromycetes; Archaeosporales; Ambisporaceae. The record is from the annotation of a GenBank genome assembly.